UACCAAAUCUGUCAAAAUCAAAAUCGUCAAGUUUUCGUUCAUCACAUUUUCACGAAAAACAAACAUUAAAAAUUUCAGCAUUAUUUAGCAGAAUAUGAGUAGAUAAAGGAUUAUGAACCGACGUGCAUCGCCUAUAGAUAACGAACAAUGCCGUCAGUGCUCCAGUUUUUCAGAUUAUAUAAAAGCAACAAAGAAAAAGAAAGAUGAAAAUAAUAACGUUAAGGGUGCCGAACAUACAGAUGCAAAAGGCCCGGCUGGCCCGGCGAAAGAUAUGGAACAUGUAAAACCAAGAAGAACUGAUUGUCCUUUGGAUAAAGAUGAGCUUGGAAACAAAUCAUGGGGCUUGCUGCAUACCAUGGCAGCUAAAUAUCCAAUGAAGCCUACCAAUAGCCAGCAGUGUGAGAUGAAAACAUUCUUUAAUGUAUUUUCAAAAUUUUAUCCUUGUCAGCAUUGCGCAGAAGAUUUGAGAGAAGAACUCAAAAUGGAACCACCCCGAGUAGAAUCACAAGAAGCUCUUAGCCAAUGGUUAUGCCGUCUACAUAACAAAGUUAAUGUAAAGAUCGGCAAAGAUAUAUUCGAUUGCUCUAAGGUUAAUGAAAGAUGGAGAGAUGGUUGGCUAGAUGGCUCUUGUGAUUAUUAGGAAAAUUUAGACAGGUUAGCAAAAUAUUGAGUAGAUUUAUAAAUGUUAAAUGUAAAAAUAAAACCUUUAUUAUAUUCUAA
Sitophilus oryzae (rice weevil) is the source of this 720-nucleotide messenger RNA. It is a transcript of the gene Alr, whose product is annotated as FAD-linked sulfhydryl oxidase ALR. Bases 113 to 640 code for a protein of 175 amino acids. Lineage: Eukaryota; Metazoa; Arthropoda; Insecta; Coleoptera; Curculionidae. Gene Ontology annotation, molecular function: flavin adenine dinucleotide binding; flavin-dependent sulfhydryl oxidase activity. Gene Ontology annotation, cellular component: mitochondrion. The transcript has 3 exons. The record is from RefSeq and is a predicted model, not a curated record.